This is a messenger RNA of Apis mellifera (honey bee), 2213 nucleotides long. RefSeq names its product sodium-dependent nutrient amino acid transporter 1. Gene Ontology annotation, cellular component: membrane. Gene Ontology annotation, biological process: sodium ion transmembrane transport. Gene Ontology annotation, molecular function: L-amino acid transmembrane transporter activity. The transcript is spliced from 9 exons. The record is from RefSeq and is a predicted model, not a curated record. Lineage: Eukaryota; Metazoa; Arthropoda; Insecta; Hymenoptera; Apidae. Bases 247 to 2139 code for a protein of 630 amino acids.
UCUAUCGUCGAUGGUAGGAGUGAUACGAUGGCACACGUUUCCUGCCACACAUUCACAAUAUUUCGCGUGGCUUUGUUUCGCGAAUUCUCAACCUCUGAUCUAUCUUUCUAAACUUUUGUGAUUAUCCGCUCAAUUUAAGAAGAUAUCUUCUUUUUUUAUUUCUACAAUAAUUUGUGGAACAAAUUUUUUUGUAGGAAAAUAUAAAAUAUAAGGAAUAUAAAGAAUACGAAGGAAUUCUUUUACAUAAUGGCAGAGAAUGACAGAUGCCAUCAGAAUCCAACGUUCACCAUGGAUGAAACGGAUGAUAAGAAAUCGUGCGAGGAGUCGAGAUGUGUGGAAAUCGGAAGAGAAAUUAAGGAAAGAAGCAAAUGGAAUAAUGAAAUUGAGUUCUUGAUGUCCUGCAUCGCUAUAUCGAUCGGUUUUGGCAAUAUUUGGAGAUUUCCUUUCACCGCCUACGAAAAUGGCGGUGGUGUCUUCUUGAUACCCUACAUCAUCGUCCUUUUCCUCGUUGGUAAACCAAUUUAUUACAUGGAAAUUAUUCUGGGACAAUUUUCCUCAUCCUCGUCAAUUAACGUCUGGAACGUAUCCCCGGGAUUCAGUGGAAUUGGAUGGUCCCAAUUCUACUGCAACACGGCCCUGAUGACGUAUUACAGUUCAUUAAUGGCUCUGACGCUUUUCUUUCUUAUCGCCUCGUUCUCGGCUGAAUUGCCUUGGGCAAAGUGUAGAGAAGAAUGGUUGGAUUAUUGCAUCGAUUCCAGUCACCAGAUCGAUAAUAACACGAGCAAUAUUACCUCGUUUGUUCAAUUGUUGAAUGAGAAAGAGCGGAGAAGUUCGGCGGAGCUAUACUUUUUAAAAGUGGUGCUCGAAGAGAAAGACAGCAUAGAGGAUGGAAUCGGAUUGCCAAGUUGGAAAUUAACGCUCUGCCUUCUGGUCAGUUGGAUCUCCGUCAUCCUGAUCACGUCCCAAGGUGUGAAAAGUUCGGGUAAAGCUUCCUACUUCCUCGCAAUUUUCCCAUACAUCAUCCUAUUCAGCCUUCUGAUCAGGGCGGUGACGCUGGAUGGUGCUGCGACCGGAAUACUGUUCUUCGUCACCCCGGAAUGGUCGAAACUUUUCGAGCCGAGUGUUUGGUACGCGGCCGUCACGCAAUGCUUCUUCUCCCUUUCCGUUUGUUUCGGCCCUAUUCUCACCUACUCGUCCCACAAUGACUUCAAACACAAUCUAUACAGAGAUGUGCUGAUCGUAACUACUCUCGACACGUUGACGAGUUUCAUAGCAGGUUGCACGAUAUUUGGAAUUCUGGGAAAUUUGGCGCACAAAAUGGGAAUUGAGGAUAUCAAUAAAGUGGUGAAGUCUGGGGUUGGCCUUGCGUUCAUCUCUUAUCCGGACGCUAUAGCGAAAUUCAACGUCGUGCCACAACUAUUCGCAGUGCUGUUUUUCGUUAUGAUGUUCGUCCUCGGCGUGGGGAGUAUCGUAGGAAUGGUCUCUGGACUUGCACACUCUUUGAAGGAAAAGCUUCCAAAUGUGCAGAUGUGGAAAAUCGUUCUCUGCAUCUGUUCAAUUUCGUUUGCUGUCAGCACGAUCUACGUCACUCCUGGUGGACAAUUUUUAUUGAGCUUGGUCGAUUAUUAUGGCACAUCGUUCGUAGUGUUCUUCCUGGCUUCUUUCGAGAUCACUGCCAUUAUGUGGGUGUACGGUAUAGAAAAUUUCUUAAACGACGUGGAAUUCAUGCUGAGUAGGAGAACAGGCAGCUAUUGGAGAAUAUGUUGGUUCCUUGUCACGCCUUUCAUUUUGUUAUUUAUUUUCUUUUACACAUUUGCUACCCUACAACCAUUGACUUACGGAGAAAAAGAAUAUCCGAUUUCAGCCCACGCGGCUGGCAUAGUCGUAUCUUGCUUGGGAAUUUUUCAAAUACCUUUUUGGAUGAUAGUGAAAUUGUUAAAAAACAGAAGCUUGCCAUUAUCAAAGAAUAUAAGAAAGUGUUUUCUGCCAACCUCGGAAUGGGGGCCAAAGGAUACAGAGCACAGGAAGGAUUGGCUUCGUUUCAAGGAGGAGAAAGAGAAGCAGAGAAGUCUCAGAAAGAAGCCAAGAUGGAUUCAAUUGAUACACAUUUUGAUCAAUAAGAAGGAGACAAGGGAUUAGAGACUGAUAAAGAAAUACUUUUGACAUAUCAGUGACGUAUACAAUGUAAAAAAUAAAUUUCACUUUUUCUGUGA